Messenger RNA from Amoebophrya sp. A25, 1198 nucleotides. Lineage: Eukaryota; Dinophyceae; Syndiniales; Amoebophryaceae. The record is from the annotation of a GenBank genome assembly.
AUGCACGAAAGCCAGUUGAAAUUAAUGGCCGCUGUGCGUCUCAUCCUUCAGCAAGAACUUCAACAAAACGGAUCAUCUUUGGAAGGUAAAAGAGAGGGUGGCUCACAUGUCAUUCCUGUCAGGCACGUGGAUGUUGAAUGUCGCAACUGGAAAAAAGAGUGGAAAGACUAUCUCUAUUUCCAGCAGUGUGAACAUGACGACCGCCACGACAUUGUUGCGCAGCUACUCGCAUGGGGAAACAUACAUGUAGGGAACCGACCCGCUGACAUUAUCGAAGACUACUACCACAUCGUCUGGGAGCCAAAUAAAUAUGUUCGAGAAUACACAGACACAUCCGUUUCCAUUCGCAUUCUCGACCCAGUACCCUCUACGUGGAGCGGAAUUCUGAAUCUCGAAGAGCCGGCAAAUAAUAGCAACCUGCGUUUUGGUUUUUACAUUGCUGAAGCGGGCUGCUGAUGAGGUGAACGACAAGGUCUACUGUGUUUAACAAAAGGUUGAAGUAGUCGAUGAACAUGAAGCCCAAAGAAGCAAAAAUUGUGGGUAGAGCAAAAAUGGUGCGUAUGAAAACUCGCAUGAUGUUGAAGAAUUUCGGUUACGCUUCGUGGUCUAAGUGUUGCUCAGAGGCAGUAGAAAGGGACUGCACUUUAUGGCAUAGUUGAAGCGUAGUCGUAAAUCGUAUUAGACUUCAAACUCGAACAAAUCGACUUCGAAUUCGAUAUUAUCCAUGUUAUUGUACUUGAUUCUUACAAGCUCCUGUUGAUACUUAGUUAGUUUUAAGAAAUGUGUAUUUGCUGGUAAAAAUCUCUCUUUCUUCGUUCGCGUUUCCGAGACCGAAACGCCUUCAAAGGCUUGCUGUGAAUUGCAGUGGCUUGAUGUUCAGUAUUGCUCUGAUCCGUAAAGUAGCGACAUAGGAGAUGUAGGAAAAAGAGUGGCUGGUGACACCCAAUUAAGAAUAUUUUUUUCAGUUUCUUUUCAUGGUUGUCGGUAGAUAAGGCCCGUGUCAGCGAAUAAUUCAAUACUGUUCAUCAUUGAUAGAUCCCAGACUUCAUGAAGUAGAUAAACACGCUUGCUUACCACGAUGUUCCUGCACGUUUCUCCUGUUCCCAAGCGCUUUGGAUCGUAGAUGGGGGUGCUAGUCUUAGUGAAGAAAACAGAGGAUCUGAAAACUCAAUUACUAAUAAGCCAGGCCGCUCAGGAG